Messenger RNA from Paralichthys olivaceus (Japanese flounder), 1801 nucleotides. NCBI's taxonomy places the organism in Eukaryota, Metazoa, Chordata, Actinopteri, Pleuronectiformes, Paralichthyidae. The record is from RefSeq and is a predicted model, not a curated record.
ACUCUGUGCAGAGUGACACCAUGGCAACAGAGGGGGAGCCAUCGGACCUGAUCAAAGUCCUGCACCUCCUCGUGCUCUCCUUCUCCUGGGGCAUGCAGGUGUGGGUCUCCUUCAUCGCAGGCUUCACGUUGGUGCGGCAGGUGACGCUGCACACCUUUGGCCUGGUGCAGAGCAAACUGUUCCCCGUGUUCUUCUACUGCCUGCUGGGGAGCAACUUCGUCAGCCUGGCUGUGUACGCUGUGUACCACCCCAGAGAGCUGCUGGACUGGCAUGAAGCUGUGCAGAUGGUUCUGUUCCUUGUGGCGCUGGUCACGGCAGGUCUGAACGCCCAGUGGUUCGGUCCUGCGGCCACAGAGGUCAUGUUCCAGAUGAGGGAGGUGGAGGCGGAGCACGGCCUGGGGAACGAGAUAGGCCGGGGCGCCCAGAGAGACGCGUACGCCAAACUCAAAGAGCAGGACCCCAAGUACAGAGCGCACAGGAGCACGUUCGGCCGCUACCACGGGUUGUCCAGCCUCUGCGCCCUUAUAGGGUUCCUCUGCACCACAGUUAAUUUGAUCUACACGGCUCUGAAUUUAUCCACCAUUUAGAGGAAAAGCAGAUUUCAGCAUGUGAAAAAUGUCUCAGUGUCUUUUUUUUUUUUUUUUUUUUUCUGCAGCCGUCAGAAUAUUUCAUAUGAUAAAGCAAACAGGGUGUGUGAGGAAUCAGGAAGGAGAGCAUUACCAUCGUUUCAUCUUUGGUAAGAACGAGGGGAAACCAAGUCAGAGGCUACUUGAGCCGUUCCAUUUAUAAUAUAUAUAUAUACAUUCCUUAUAAUUGUGCACAUGUUUCACUUCUUGCUAAGUAGCUGAUUAUUUCACACCGCUCCCUAAGAGAAAGAAAUGAUGAGACUUUUUUUUAACUGUUUAAUUUUAACUUUUUUCACAAUGCGACAAAAUGUGCCCACAAAUGAAUAAAUUUAAAUUUUGACUGUUGAAACCACAGCAGCUUAUAAGUGUCCUUAAGAGUGAGGAGGCCUUUGUUGAUGAGGAUUUCAUUCAGCGUCUAAUUAAUCCUGUCUCACAAAAUAGAAUUUAUCUUUGCAUUCAUAUAUAAUUUCUUUUUUUCAGUAUCUAACACACCUCCAGUGCAUUAUGGGGAUUUUUCUUGCAUCCCCAGCAGGGGGUGAUGUUCACACUUGACAAACUUCAUUUCACUUGUUAGCUCCUGUGUUCUCAUGAUGCUGCGGUGGAAAUGUGUUUUUGUGAAUUUGUCACUGUGAUUGUGAGAUUAAACACAUGCUCUGCUUUAUUCUUAUGCUGAUAAUCUCCUUCAGUCUGACACAACGGAUCUCUCUGUUUUGUUUUCCCGUGGUCUUUCAUGCCCUGAAACCAAACACUGGACAGAAACACGAUGAUGAGCGAACCCAGACCCAGCAGACACACUGCCUGGAUUUGGAAUAGGAACAUUUUUAAUUUCAUUACCAGUGAUGCACCGGAGAAUCAGCCUUGUACGCAGAGAACAGUGAUGUGCUGGCCGGCUGCAGGACGAGCGAGGCACAGCUUCAGUCUCUGCACUAAUGGAUCAUAAUGGACUCAUUUCAAUAUAACGUGCAGGGACUGAGAGUGAAGGGGUGAGGUUUUUCUAAAAUGCAGUUCACGCUGCCUCCUCAGCUGGGAUCUGGUUUUAAAUGUUUGGGAUUUCUUGCUGAUAAAAAAAUUCAGAAUAAAUAUCUGUAUUCGAAAACAAAUGUACAUCCCAAAUAAAAAUGCAUCAGGCCAGAGGAUCUCAAAGUGCGAGCAGGGUUAAAUGGGGGUAAGAUCUG